AUGCUCGUGUCCCUGACUGUCGGCAAAGUCGACGCCGGCGUCACCGUCCUCCUGACGCCGGACAAGCGACUGAUCGAGUUCCCGUCCAUCCUCCUCCCCCCCAACAUCUCGUCCGGCAGCAUCGUCGACAUCGCCGUGUCCCAAAACGUGGAAAAGGAGACGGCGCAGGAGCAAAAGUUCCGCGCGCUGCAGCACCGCAUCCUGCACUCGUUUGGCGCCUCGGAGCCCGCCAGCCCUGCCCUCCGCUGCCGCAACGCGACGCAGACGGCGGUCGUGCUCGAAUGGGACCCCGUCGAGCUCGCCACCGCCGACCUCAUCUCGCUGAGCCUGUACCGCAACGGCCAGAAGGCCGGCAACAUCCCGCGCCCGCUGCACAUGCACAGCACCAAGAUCAGCGGCCUGGCCGUCGACACCGAGUACACGUUCCACCUGGUGCUGCGGACCACGGCCGGCGUGCGCACGAGCGACAAGAUGGCCGUGCGCACCCACAAGAUGACGGACCUGAGCGGCAUCACCAUCACGCCGGGGAUCCUGCCCGCCGCGGCCAGGGAGACCCUGUGCGAGGCCGUGGAGCGCAUCGGCGCCAAGCUGGCGGACGGGGUGCGCAUCGACACGACGCACUUUGUCACCACGGAGGGACGGGGCGCCGCCUGGGAAAAGGCCGUGGAGAACAACAUCCCCGUGGUGCGGCCCGAGUGGGUGGAUGCGUGCGAGAAGAACGGCCGCAUCCUGGGCGUCACCAGAUUCUACCUGGACGCCAUGAUGCCGGGCCCGCCCAGCGACGACCAGCUCAGAUCGCCGCCGCCGCCGCCGCCGCCGCCGCCGGUCCCGGCCAAGGACAUGGCCCAAUCGCCGCCUCCUUCGCGUGGGGCUACGACGACGGCGGCGGCGGCUACGACGGCUGACGACGAGGUCGACGCGGCCGACGCCGGAAGCGGCAAGACGCAGGGCACCACCGCGCAUGGCAACGACCAAGAACAAGGCCAGCAGGAGUCCUCGAAAGCGCCGCCGCAUCCCGAUGAGCAAAAGAUGAAGCUGGAGGAAAAGGCGGAGCAAAAGGUGGCCCUGCGUCCCAGCUCAUCAAGCAAGCGGGAUAUGGAUAUGGAUGCGGACAAGGAUGUGGAUAUGGCCAUGGAUGGGGAUGCGGAACCGACGGGCAAGGGUGACGAGCACGGCGAUGAAGAAAAUGGCACCGAGGGCCAAGAGGAGAAGCCGGCUGGUACGCCAGAUGGUGCGUCGUUCCAAGAGGUGGAGCUGUAG
Molecule: messenger RNA, 1260 nt
Organism: Ustilaginoidea virens
Lineage: Eukaryota; Fungi; Ascomycota; Sordariomycetes; Hypocreales; Clavicipitaceae
Exons: 2
Coding region: 1-1260 (419 amino acids)
Biological process (GO): Golgi to plasma membrane transport; conjugation with cellular fusion
Cellular component (GO): exomer complex; trans-Golgi network
Molecular function (GO): protein dimerization activity
Source: RefSeq, a predicted model, not a curated record